Molecule: messenger RNA, 1376 nt
Organism: Schizophyllum commune H4-8
Lineage: Eukaryota; Fungi; Basidiomycota; Agaricomycetes; Agaricales; Schizophyllaceae
Exons: 3
Coding region: 223-1020 (265 amino acids)
Source: RefSeq, a predicted model, not a curated record
GCUUCCGACCACCAGAACGUCCUUCGCGACCAUCCAAUUCUGUACCAAGUAACUCGCGCGACUCUCUUAUACUGCGCAUGUGGAAGAUGAGGGGUCAUCAGCCCUUCGUUCGAACCUUGGAAGGGACACGUCGUCGGUCCAAAUCGCACCUCCUUAACUUGCACAAUCAUUCUCAAGGUUGAGCGUGGUAUGCUGAUUUUGAACCUUGACAUCUCGCUACUCAUGCGACGAACUACUUCGAGUCCAAGCUCAUCCGGUCUAUGGUUGUUCUGGCCUGCGCUGACAUCGUUGGACCGUCAGCGUGUCUUCCCCUUUGGCUGCUUUCAAGUGCAUGUCUCGAUGUACUUAUUGACGUACGAUGCUCACUCAUCUUCGCUCAAAUUUGAACUGCGCUCGUUAUCCUCAAUCUUUCUUCUUCUCGCGUUAGGCACUGCGGUUACCUUAAUAAUCCCCCCUUCCCCCCAGGCCUCCAAAUCCAAUGCGAGACGAGAUACAAUCUUGUGGAGAACCUGGAUAGCUACCCCUCGCAAGAACGGCGAGAGCGCCGAUGGACUCGCUGUAAAGCAAGGAUUCGGAGAAGGAAACGUCGUCCGCGGUUCCCGCCUUCGGAACAACGUCGACGGCGGCGUAGACUUCAUCGAGUUCAGCUCCCUCGUCACGGUCGAGACUACCUACACCUGGGGCAAUGGGCUCAGCCACUGGGGCUUCGAGCUUUGGGGGAAACGACAACGGCUUCGAACUUCUCGAGGUAGCGCCAACGGGACCUCAAGCUCGGGGCCGACGACAAGUAUAUCAUGGAACCCGCGGCGCACGUCAUCACGAGCUGCAUGGCCUUCUAAAACGCGACGGGCGGGAUCUUGGACAAUAGGCAGCCCGGGGACAUGGUCCUCACGCGCAACACGGCCUGGAACAACACGCGCAUUGGGAUGCACUUCGAACCCCUGGAACACGGUGACGCUGAUGAGCAACAAUGCAGUUUCUAAUGGGAUCGACACGUCGCUCACAGACGAGGUCAGAUAGCAGGGUUACCAAUGUCAUGCAAGCGUAUGCAUUGUCCCCAGCCUAACGCAUCCUCGAGUUCGUGGGACUCGGGCUCUCGCAGCGACGCUUCCUUCGCCAGUCUGGAUUCGUCCACCCUGACCGGUGCGAGAGCGGCCAACAGAAGCGUCGCUGCGUCAUCUUUCUUGCUUCCUGCUAAUGGCGCCGAGAUCGGGGCUUAGUACGUCUGACCUAUCGAUACCCAUAUCGUCGUGGCCCGACCUGGCCUCACGUCACAAGGAAUCAUGCAGGCUUCGGAGAGUUCGACCACUGUAUACGCGCAUAUGGAUAUACACGAGUUUCUUGUUGCCUUACCGGCAGAAAUUAGGUUCUCUGUG